GGCGCUUAACUGGCUGAUCACGACCCCCCAGACCAACCAGCCAAGAGAAAUGACGCCGCCAAGUUUGAUCAAUCUGAACGUCAUCUCUUCAAAAGUCAACAUCACCGCCGGAGAGCUCAGCAAGUCUUGUCACGUUUCCCUUUUUUUGACCUUGGACGAAAUAGGAUGCUUUAAGGAAAGUUCAAGAACCACUUCGAAAGCCUCACAGCGGUCAAGCCGAGGCGCGUCCGGCCCGCAUCCGCUGGCCGGGUUUGUCACGUGUAUCCGCGAUGCGCAGAGCGUUUCUCUUCUGGCCAGCGACGUCCCUGCUCCUCCUGGUCUUGACCCUCUAUGUCCGCCGGGACCAGCUCGGCUUUCUCCCACAGCAUGGUUUGCUCCAGCCACAGGACAAGGUGCAGACGGCGCCACCACCACCAGACGCAGGGGCUGUUGCCUCAACGGCAACUACAACACAUCCAGCAACUCUUCCCAAAGAAACGAUGGAAGCCCACGUCAAAGCCAUCAUGAGCCCAGAGGCAACCCACCUACCUCAUCUUGAGUGUCCCAAGCUGGACACAUCCCGGUACCAGCAUCUGCAGAUAGCUAGCCAGCAACCUCCCAACCCAGCCAUCCGCUACUUCUUUGCCCUCGACCUCCGCCAAUGCCUCACUCUCCUCCCCCGGCUCAUCGGCAGCGUGGUCGAAGUAAUGCGCUUCCUCGGCCCUCCAAACUGCGCCCUCUCCAUUGUCGAAGGCAACUCAGACGACGGCACCGGUGAGGUUCUGGCCGCCCUUCGCCCGGAGCUCGAAGCCCUCGGCAUAACCUACUACUUCAGCACCACGCCCACCGACCCAAAACAAGGCGACCGUAUCGCAGCUCUCGCCCAACUGCGCAACCUCGCCGUCCAACCCCUCCUCGACGCCCACCGCUCCACCUCCAUGUUUCCUAAUGAAUCCACCACGACCAAAUCCAGCUCCACCACGAUAACCUUCCUCAACGACGUCGCCAUCUGCCCCGAAGACAUCCUCGAACUCCUGCACCAGCGCCUCACCCUGCAAGCCGACAUGGUCUGCGCCAUGGACUGGACCUACGUCGGCCGCGACCCGACCUUUUACGACGUGUGGAUCGCGCGCGGCAUGAGCGGCGACUCCUUCUUUGAGAUACCGCCCGACGGCAGCUGGGACUCGGCGUGGAACCUGUUCUGGAACGACGCGGCGACGCGCGAGCGGUUUGCCGCAAGGCAGCCGUUUCAGGUUUUCUCGUGCUGGAAUGGCGCGGCGGUCUUCUCCGCUGCGCCGGUGGUUGAAAGGGGGGUGAGGUUUAGGACUGUUCGGGAAGGGGAGUGUGUGCAGGGUGAGCCGCAGUUGUUUUGUAAGGAUUUGUGGUGGGAGGGGUAUGGGAAAAUUGCGGUCGUGCCGGUGGUGAAUUUGGAAUAUUCGGAUGAGGCGGGGAGGAGGAUCAAGGAGGAGAAGGGAUAUACGUCGCGGUGGGUGGGCGCGCCUGGGUGGAGGGAUGAGCGCAUCGAGUGGCAGGCGAGGCCGCCUGACAAGGUCAAGUGCAUGGGGAGGUAUGAUGAUCAGUUCUUUGAGGCGUGGAAUAAGUCGCAGCCAGGGACUUGAGUGAGACGAUGAAAAAGCAAGGCGCCGUCAAUGUGACUGUGGCCGCUGCGAACAGCGCUUCAAGUUUGUUCCUGUUGGCCCUAUGUCAAGCGCUUUCAACGCUUGGGAUGACCGGUAUAGACGGGAUACAGUGAUCCUAAAAGACGAGCGCUGAACUGAUUGACUUUUGUCCUUUGGAAAUAACGUACAUCAUUAGCGCACCGGCCAUAUAAGCAAGCCAGCCAUUUUUCCGCGCGCGACGCGUACUUUCUAUGUUC
Molecule: messenger RNA, 1855 nt
Organism: Parathielavia appendiculata
Lineage: Eukaryota; Fungi; Ascomycota; Sordariomycetes; Sordariales; Chaetomiaceae
Product: glycosyltransferase family 69 protein
Exons: 2
Coding region: 270-1598 (442 amino acids)
Source: RefSeq, a predicted model, not a curated record